This is a messenger RNA of Tigriopus californicus, 1506 nucleotides long. RefSeq names its product synaptotagmin-5-like. The transcript is spliced from 9 exons. Gene Ontology annotation, molecular function: calcium ion binding; clathrin binding; SNARE binding. Gene Ontology annotation, biological process: regulation of dopamine secretion; cellular response to calcium ion; regulation of calcium ion-dependent exocytosis. The record is from RefSeq and is a predicted model, not a curated record. Lineage: Eukaryota; Metazoa; Arthropoda; Copepoda; Harpacticoida; Harpacticidae. Bases 64 to 1506 code for a protein of 480 amino acids.
CUCCUAGCAGUCGUCGUUUCCUUUAGGAUUAGUGCAGCAAAACUCAUAAAUGCCGUGAAAGGCAUGAAGAGUUUAUAUGAUUUCAGUGACCAAGAAAUUGGGCUCAUCAUUAUCGGAGGUGGUUGCAUUUUGGGCCUAUCCCUCUGCCUGGGCUUGUGUGGACUACUUCAUGGUAUAUCAAGACGACGAGGCAAGUCCAACUCCGUUAGCGGAUCCAAAAGUGGCUUGAUCAAAGAACAGAGCCACUCUGUCCUUCGGGGAGAGCAUCCCAUAGCAUUUGUAUUGCCAUCUGUGUCGUUAUCCGAGCCAGGAAGCGAAAUGUCCGAUUUGGAGAGCCUGACCGCUUGCUACUCAACCAGCCCCUCGAUGACUCUCUCAAGCAGCUUUGGUGCUCAAGUUCCUUGGAGACACCGAAGGACCUCAUUUUCACAAGGUUACAGCCCCUCCAGGAAGAACCGGAGAAGGUACUCCCCGCUGGUCGAGAGAGGUUACGAGAGUGCGGAUGCACUAUCCCGUGAUUUUAAGGGUGACCUUCUGGAUCCCGAGGGAAAAAGCGCUUCUUUUGUCAAAGGACCCCCUUGUUCAUUACCCAAUAAUGGACAAAUUGCUGAGUCGGCCAUUGAUGGCAAUUUGGAACCAAUCCAUGAACCUGAGGAACAUAAUCUGGGUUCUUUGAGAGUGAAGCUUUCUGUAGAUGCCAAUGGAGACUUGAUGAUUAGUGAAGUGUUCCUAACGGAUCUUAGCACCAUCUAUCUUUCGAAUAGCUCCAAGCUAUCCAUCCGAGUCAAAAUGAUCACAGAUAAAAAGAGCGUCGCGACAGAAUCCGGGAUGACUUCCAUAUUUGACACCAAAGCCUUGUUUAUCGACCCUCUUAGCAUUCCAAUCAGCAACCAACGGUGCAACCUUUGUGUCCUAAAACUGAGUGUGAUACAGAAGAGCUCGUCCAAGAACCAAGGAGAGCCAGUUUUUUAUGGCUAUUCAGUGAUUGACAUGAGCCAAAUCUUGCCUCUUACUUGUGGUUCCAAGCUUGUGGAGAAACCAAUCCAAGUCUCGGUCGUGGAAGAGUUGCGGCAAAUUCUUGCUCACGCCAUCGAGAUCUCGCUUCACUAUGAUUCCGUCUCCGGGAAACUCACCUUAGGAAUAAUUCAAGCAGAGCUAAAGGGCGUCAAAGCUCAGAAUUUUUCCCAAGUUGAGGCGCAUUUGUAUACCAAAGUGACCUUAUUUGAAGGCCGUCGGGUGAUCAAGGCCAAAAAAACCCGACCAGUGGGCUUCAACGUCAAACCUCAAUUUCACGAGACAUUCAGUAUCUUAUUCCCGGUCACCUACUUGGAAAAGGUCUCGUGUAUUAUCAGCCUUUGUAGCAAAGACCGCCAAGGAGCCAAAGUCGUCUUGGGAAGGAUUUGUGUGGGACCCGAAAGUUACGCUGAAGGUCAAGGACAGCUUCAUUGGACCCGAAUGAGGCUGAACGAUGGAGCUACUAUUAUCCAAUGGCAUCAGCUGGCAUAA